CUGGAGCAGCAGCAGCGGCGCAGUUAGAGCGGAGCCGAGCGGCAGCGGCGGAGCAGGGUUACCCUCCCUGCUGCUGCUGCCCCUUGCCCGUCGACAUGGAAGUAGCGGCCGCGUCUCAGGCCGACAUCGACCCGGAUUUCGAACCCCAAAGCCGGCCGCGAUCAUGCACCUGGCCGCUGCCCCGGCCGGAGGUACUGGAGGGAGAAGGGAACGGGCCGGGCGGCGACUGUCCCCCGGCGGCGGCGGCGGCGGCAACGGCUCCGGGCGGGGUCCCGGCUGAAGCCCGGGUUGGAGCCGCCUCGCAGGCAGCGCUGGGCGGCGCCGACAACAGCCAACACCGCAAGAAAUCAUCGCGCAGGAACGCGUGGGGGAACCUGUCUUAUGCCGACCUGAUCACCAGAGCCAUCGAGAGCUCCCCGGACAAGAGGCUCACCCUCUCACAGAUAUACGACUGGAUGGUCCGGCACAUACCCUACUUCAAGGAUAAAGGAGACAGUAACAGCUCAGCGGGAUGGAAGAACUCGAUCCGGCACAACCUGUCGCUCCACAGCCGCUUCAUCCGAGUGCAGAACGAGGGGACGGGCAAGAGCUCCUGGUGGAUGCUGAACCCGGACGUGAGCAAGAGCGGCAAGUCACCGCGGAGACGUGCCGCAUCCAUGGACAGCAGCAGCAGCAGCAAGUUCCUGAAGAGCAAGCGGGGGGCGAGCAAGAAGAAGGCCAGCCUGCAGGCGGGGCAGGAGGGCAGCGAAGGCAGUAGCCCCUCGGGCCAGCUGGCCAAGUGGUCUGGCAGCCCCGCCUCGCUGCACGCCAGCGAUGAGUUUGAUGUGUGGACUGAGUUCAGGUCUAGGGCCAACUCUGCGGCCAGCACCCUGAGUGGCCGCCUCUCGCCCAUCAUGGCCAACUCGGAGAUGGAUGAGCUAGAGGAUGAUGAGGAGGAGACCCCCUCCUCCCCACUCCUCUACCCCAGCCCCUCCAGCACCUUGUCCCCCUCCGUGGCCACAACACACAACUGCUCGGCCGAACUGCCCAGGCUGGCCGACAUGGCGGGGACCAUCAACCUGAACGAGGCAUUGACCGAGAACCUGCUGGAGGAGUUACAGGACAAGUACAACAUGAGCCCGGCCCAGCACAUCCCCGCUCCCUGCCUCCGCUCCCGGAGUUCCAGCUUCUCCUUCGGGUCCAAGUGUCCAGCGGUGGCCGGAGGCUACAGCCCGGCCCUCUACAGCCCAGCGGCUAUCACUGUGCUCAGACACUCGCCCAUGCAGACUAUCCAGGAGAACAAACAGGUCACAUUCUCCACCAUCAACCACUACGGCAACCGCAUGUUGCAGGAUCUCCUGAGCCCAGAGUCGCUGAGGCACAAGGAGGUGAUGAUGAGCCAGUCCGACCCGCUGAUGCCUCAAGCCCAGAGACACAUGUUGAUGUGCGGGGGAGAGACGUCUCUCUCGCCCUUCAACGCCCAGUCGCCGCGGUUGAUCAACGGCGACCCCUUCCACCGGCCGUUACCGGCGCCCAGCGCUGCCCCCCCUCUCAGUAAUGGUGCCUUAGCCAGCAGCAGCAGCAGCCCCACCGGCCUCAUGCACAUGCACUCCGACACUGGCCACCUCGCCAUCACAGCCCACCACCUCCACAGCCAGCUCCACUCGCUCGCCAGCCACGGCCUGCAGAUGGACGGCACGGACUCGCGACUUGCGCACUGCCACGCGGCACAUCACCACCUGCCCACCGCCGGCCACGACAGGUUCCCCGCCGACCUGGACCUGGACAUGUUCCACGGCAGCCUCGACUGCGACGUGGAGUCCAUCAUCCUCAACGAGUUCAUGGAGAACGAAGAGCUGGACUUCAACUUUGACUGUGCCUUGCCCACCCAGACCGCCGGCAUUAACAUGGUCUCCUCCCUUCCCACCGCCCCACAGACCAGCAACCAGUCCUGGGUGCCCGGCUGACCCCCCCCCCCCCCCACCCCUCCCCACCCACGGGGUCUCUUCAGCCAUGUGUGAUGAAAGUUUUAGUUCCACAACAAAAACCUCCAAGAUCAGACCAAAUUAACGCCUGGUUUCUUGAGGAAAAACACGGCCUUGAAAACAGAGAGAUCCCUCUUGCUUCCUCUACCCUAGUCUUGCUGUCAAAACUAGGGCAAUAUUGUGUUUCUCAGCGAACAGGUCUGGUGCAACAACUGAAGUGAAAUCAUAUUCACUAAGCAGCAAAUCUAAGGCCACAGUGGGAUUAGGCCAUUCGGCCCAUCAAGUCUACUCCGCCGUUCAAUCAUGGCUGGUCUAUCUCUCCCUCUCAGCCCCAUUCUCCUGCCUUCUCCCCAUAACCCCUGAUACUCGUACUAAUCAAGAAAGAGUCUAGGCAACUAGUGAUGUAGCCGGUGUGGCCUCUUCAAAACAAAGUAGGUUCAAUAAUACCUGAAUUUUUAAUCACAGUUUUCUGUUCAAAGUAUUCCUUCUUAAUAGCUCUACACCUGGAGAAGUCUCUGAGUUUAAUCCUUAACAUUUUAAAUAAACGACAGUGUGGGUGAUACACUGGGGUUUCCUCAUUGCUCUUUAUGCAUCUCGUGACAAAGCUAAUUCUAUUCUCAUAAGAGAAUAUCUCAUUCUCAAAAAGGAUAGGAGCAGAAUUAGGCCAUUCAGCCCAUCAAGUCUAUUCUGGAGAAACUCAGUGGGU
This is a messenger RNA of Amblyraja radiata (thorny skate), 2670 nucleotides long. Its product is annotated as forkhead box protein O3-like. The transcript is spliced from 3 exons. Gene Ontology annotation, cellular component: nucleus. The record is from RefSeq and is a predicted model, not a curated record. Gene Ontology annotation, biological process: regulation of transcription by RNA polymerase II. Lineage: Eukaryota; Metazoa; Chordata; Chondrichthyes; Rajiformes; Rajidae. Gene Ontology annotation, molecular function: DNA-binding transcription factor activity, RNA polymerase II-specific; RNA polymerase II cis-regulatory region sequence-specific DNA binding. The coding region runs from base 96 to 1946 and encodes 616 amino acids.